AUGGGGAGGGUGGACAAGUAUAAGGCUCGGCUCGUCGCGAAGGGAUAUUGCCAACAAUAUGGAGUGGAUUAUUCUGAAGUAUUUGCACCAGUGGCACGAAUGGAUACAAUUCGAGUAGUUAUUUCUAUUGCUGCACAAAGAAGUUGGAAGAUUUAUCAACUCGACGUCAAAGCAGCUUUCUUGCAUGGAGAGAUCAAUGAAGAAGUUUUCGUUGAGCAACCACUUGGAUAUGUACAGAAAGGAAGCGAAGGCAAGGUUUAUCGUCUCAAGAAGGCACUAUACGGGCUCAAGCAGGCUCCACGAGCAUGGUACAGUCGAAUAGAGGCAUAUUUUAUCAAGGAGGGCUUCAGCAAAUGUCCCUUUGAGCACACAUUGUUUAUCAAGACAGCCAAAGCAGGUAAAAUUUUGAUUGUAUGCCUAUAUGUUGAUGAUCUCAUAUUCACUGGGAAUGAUGAGGUGAUGUUUGAGCAAUUUAAGAGAUCCAUGAUGCUAGAAUUUGAUAUGACUGAUCUCGGAAAUAUGAGAUACUUUCUUGGCAUUGAAGUAAUACAGAAACCAGAUGGUAUAUUUAUGUGUCAACGUAAGUAUGCACAAGAAGUGUUAGACAGGUUCAACAUGGGUCAGUGUAACUCAGUGCAUAACCCUAUGGUUCCUGGAUUCAAACUCACUCGUGAUGAAGGGGGAGCCAAAGUAGACAGCACGCUCUAUAAGCAAAUGGUUGGGAGUCUUAUGUACUUAACAGCUACACGACCUGAUCUUAUGUACACUAAGGGAGGAGAUGGAGAGCUCAUUGGCUAUACGGAUAGUGACUAUGCUGGUGAUCAAGAUGACAGAAAGAGUACUUCAGGCUAUGUAUUUAUGAUGAAUUCAGGAGCAGUAUCAUGGUCAUCGAAGAAGCAACCAGUGGUCACUCUCUCUACUACUGAAGCAGAAUUCAUUGCUGCUGCUUCAAGUACGUGUCAAGUGGUGUGGUUAAGAAGAAUUUUGAGUUGCUUGAAUUUGAGGCAAACUGGUCCAACAGUGGUUUAUUGUGAUAACGUCUCAACCAUUAAGCUUUCAAAGAAUCCAGUAAUGCACGGUCGUAGUAAGCAUAUAGAUGUAAGGUUUCAUUUUCUUCGAAAUCUUGUUAAAGAUGAAGUAGUGGAGCUGCUGCAGUGUUCUACUCAGGAGCAGAUUGCAGAUGUAAUGACGAAGCCACUGAAACUUGAAGUUUUUCAGAAGCUGCGAGACUUGAUGGGUGUACGUAAAUGGCCUGGAAUAAACUGA
Molecule: messenger RNA, 1266 nt
Organism: Prunus armeniaca (apricot)
Lineage: Eukaryota; Viridiplantae; Streptophyta; Magnoliopsida; Rosales; Rosaceae
Source: the annotation of a GenBank genome assembly